This is a messenger RNA of Onychostoma macrolepis, 3156 nucleotides long. Its product is annotated as leukotriene B4 receptor 1-like. The record is from RefSeq and is a predicted model, not a curated record. Gene Ontology annotation, molecular function: G protein-coupled receptor activity. Lineage: Eukaryota; Metazoa; Chordata; Actinopteri; Cypriniformes; Cyprinidae. The coding region runs from base 244 to 1134 and encodes 296 amino acids. Gene Ontology annotation, biological process: immune response; G protein-coupled receptor signaling pathway. Gene Ontology annotation, cellular component: membrane. The transcript has a single exon.
UGUCUUAUAUUUGGAACAAUACGGUAACUUUUUGUCAAGGUAAAAGUCAACAAAUGUAGAAAGAUGCAGCAGUACCCUCCCAAAUAUACAUGAUUGCAUUACAUUUUUAGAUGUGGAAGAAAGAAGGAAGUGCAACUUACAAACCACAUUCAUGCACCUUAUACGGACAGACCAAGAAUAAAACUGGUCCACUUCCUCAGCUAUUGCUAAGCAAACCUUCAUAUUCACAUCAGCAACUGGCAGAUGAAGAUGGAGUACCAGAACAUUUCUAACAGCUCUCAGUUUGCCUGUACCUCAGUGGUAGUAUCCAGCACUGUUCUGGGAUUGUGCUUUGCUCUGGGUGUACCAGGUAAUAUAGCGGUGCUGGUCAUGCUCACCCAACAUUUAAAGGAGGGCAGUUUCACCCCAAAACUGAUGCUGAAUCUGGCUGUCUCGGAUCUACUGAGUCUGAUUUCUCUGCCUGUGUGGAUCUAUGCCCUUCUGAACGGCUGGGUUUUUGGUCAAGGUCUGUGUAAGUUAUUCUCCUAUGUCGUGUACUGGAGCCUCUACAGUAGUGUGCUUUCUGUCACCUUGUUGAGUGUGCAAAGGUACCUGCAGGUGCUGUAUCCACAGCGAUGGGCGAAACUUGGACAGAAGGGCCAAAAGGGGCUGAUUUUUGGGAUAUGGACAUCAAGUGGAGCUCUGGGUUCUUAUGCGCUUUAUUUCCGAAAUGUGAAGCAGAUGGACAGGCUUCCAGUGUGUCAUCAGGAUUAUAGAAAUAAUCAAGACAAACUAGUUGUCUUGCUUGUCGAGACUCUAGUGAUGUUUCUUGUUCCUCUCUUCAGCCUGUUGUUCUUCUACCUUCGACUUCAUCAACGGAUAAGUCAGUCAGCUUCCUUCAAAAGCCACAGGCUGACAAAACUGGCCAUCAGAAUCGUAGUGGCCUUCUUUAUAUUCAGCACCCCCUGUAUGAUCAACAACUUGGUCUUAAUGGCAGUGUCAUGGGAAUCAGAUGUCAGCAACAAUGUAACCGGGGCUCUUUUCUUUAUCAACAGUUGCGUGAACCCUUUUCUUUAUGCCUUUUCAGCUCGAACACUGCGAUGCAGAAGAAAACAGCAUUCAGACGAGCUACAACAUCAGAAUGAAACUGAGUAAACACACUCGGACUAAAAAGUGCACUUCCAGUGGUAUUUUAUGUUUCUGUUUGUUCAAGUAUGUUCUUAUGUGUUUUUCUUUUUUUUUAUCCUACUGUAUCUAAAUGGAAGUGCAUACAAAGCUUUUCAUCAUACUUAUUUCCUCAACUUGUGUCUCCUCAGUUUGAAUAUUUUAUUCCAUCACAUUAAAAGUACAUUACAGUACAUGCUUUUCUUACAGUGUAACUUGUGUACUAAUAUAGCUUAUACUUCGAACUUGACAUCGUGUAUAAAUAUUGGCAAUUUUUCAAGAUUUUCCUCAUUUCUAAGUGUUGUGGCAUUUGUGGCAAAAAAGUUCUGAAAAAUAAUUUUCUUGCAAGAAAAAGGUCUACAUUCAUAUAGUCAUUCAAGGUUGGCUGUAGAUUAGGACAAAAAGGAAAACACCCCAACAAAUCAUAAUGCUUCAACGUGUCCAUUUAAGGUUAUUCAACCAUUUCCCAUAGAUGUGUUUAUAAGUAUUUAAUGCAAAUAAUUUUCUAAGAGGCUAGGGCAUCUAAGGCUAAAAUGACAUUUUCAGUCUCACACUUGUCUUGCACACCAAUAUCAAAUAGAUUUCCUGUUAUCUCUCAGCUCAUGAAAAACUCACACAUACUGAUGAGGCAUUUAGAGGAGAAAAGAACACACUUUGGUAGAGUAAAUCAAAUAAAGCUAAUAAUAAUAAUAAUAAUAAUAAUUCAGAUAAAAGUAAAAUUACUCCAUAGUAGGUCACUAUGUAAAAAAUAAAAAAUCUAUUAAAAAAAAAAAGUUCAAAUAUAAUAAUUUUUUCUGUAGCAAGACAAAAAACAACAACAACAACAAAAAAACAUUCAGACAAAAGUCAACUAUUGUACUAAAGGUUACAUUCUGCAUUUUUAUUCUUGUAAGGUUGGGGUCAGUUGUCUUAUUGGGGAAAGUUGUUGCAUUUGUUUUAAAUAUAUAAUAUACACACUCCUUUAUUUACAAUAGACUAUCUGCUGGUCAUAAAAACAGUUUUAUAAUUCUUUAACUUCUACAUUGCUUACUGUUUAAAUUCUGCUGAAAAACACGGUUUCCUGUGACAACAUGCACCACUACUGAGUAACCCCGGAGUCAGUGGCGGACAGAAAAUAGUGGUGGGUAGCCUUAAUUAUUCACAUUACCUGGGAUAAUUUCAGACUGGAGCGGGGGUGGUAAUUAUGCAUUGUUGAAAAAAUUUCAUACAUUCUGUUUUUCCAUAUUCUUUGCUAAUGACAUGCUAAUGAAAUGUGAGAACAUAUGGCACAGAGGCUCUGUGUGUUUAAGCACAAUACGCAGACGAAUGCCAUCAUUCUAUGAUAUAAGUCCGAUCUACCACUACAUACAUGAAAUAUGUGACCCUGGAGCACAAAACCAGUCGUAAGUCGCUGGGGUAUAUUUGUAGCAAUAGCCAAAAAUACAUUGUAUGGGUCAAAAUUAUCCAUUUUUCAUUUAUGCCAAAAAUCAUUAGGAUAUUAAGUAAAGAUCAUGUUCCAUGAAGAUAUUUUGUAAAUUUCUUACUGUAAAUGUAUCAAACUUUACAUUUUUAAUUAGUAAUAUGCAUUGCUAAGAACUUCAUUUGGACAACUUUAGAAGCGAUUUUCUCAAUAUUUUGAUUUUUUUUGCACCCUCAGAUUCCAGAUUUUCAAAGAGUUGCAUCUCGGCCAAAUAUUGUCCGAUCCCAACAAACCAUACAUCAAUGGAAAGCUUAUUUAUUCAGCUUUCAGAUGAUGUAUAAAUCUCAAUUUCAAAAAAUUGACAUUUAAGACUGGUUUUGUCGUCCAGGGUCACAUAUGUGACGUGGAUAUAAUAAAACAACUACAAAUAUAAAGAAUUUGUGGUUUAUUUGUAUGAAGUAUAAAAGACCCGAGUUGUUGUUAAAAUAUUCUUAAACUCUUUUUGUCAAGUCAAGUCUGAAGUCUAUUGAAAUCCAGCUCGAGUCAGAGUCACUAAUUCAACUGCCCAUCUCUGCUUGUAAGAUUGUAGAAAUACACAUUCCACUAUGUGGCAU